Lindgomyces ingoldianus is the source of this 567-nucleotide messenger RNA. RefSeq lists its product as uncharacterized. The record is from RefSeq and is a predicted model, not a curated record. NCBI's taxonomy places the organism in Eukaryota, Fungi, Ascomycota, Dothideomycetes, Pleosporales, Lindgomycetaceae. The coding region runs from base 1 to 567 and encodes 188 amino acids. The transcript has a single exon.
AUGGCAGAUAUUCCCAUGCCCAACGCGCCCCCAACCCCCGGCGAAGACCCCGAACCCAAAUGCCCAACCAUCGACUACUCCCCCGCCACAGCCCAGUACGACGAGGCCUUCGAAAACCAACUGAUGCAAGCAAUACUCUAUCCAUCAGAUAAGCCAGCCCAUCUCAACCCUUCCGAUGACGCCCCGCACAUCCCACCAACCGCGCUCCCCGUCCCGCUCUACUCGCACCUCCGCACACACCCCUCUCCAGUCCCAGGCCUUCUCCUCACACAUCCACAUGGAUACCACACUGGCGGCCCCGGGCCCUCUCCGUCAUCUAUUUCGGAUUUCGCGCAGAAGUUCAUCCAAGAGAAUGGGAUCCAAGACGCAGGCCAGCUCGAGCGCAUUGUGGAAGAGAAGAUUCGCGAGAAGAUGGAGAUUGUGCGGGAGCGGAUGAGGGAUAGAGAAGAAGCGGUGAAGAAGAAUGAGGCGGUGAAUAGGCAGUUGGAGGAUCUGGAAGUGCAGAGGAGUGCGGAAGUUAAGGUUGUGGAGAUGAUUAAGAGGGAGAAGGAGAAGAAGAGCGGCUAA